UCAAAUCAAUUCACUCAAAACAAAUAUAAAUCAUCAUUAUCAUGAAGAACCUUUCUUUGAUUGCUAUCUUUGCUCUUGCUGCUACGUCUAUGGCUGCUCCUGCCCGACGAUCUACUGGCCAAGAUUGUGAACAAAGUGAUGUUGGUACUUGUAGCAAUGAUUAUCAAGUCACUAAGGAUUGCUGUGCUGCUACUCAAGGUAAACCCAUCUUCUUCGAUGAACUCACUCAUGAAUGUACGCAUCCUUUCGGUGGUCUCAACUGGGACAAGUUUGCUGCUUGCUGUACUUCCCGUGGCACAACUGGUCAAUGUUAAAUAGUUUAGAUGAUUCUUUUAAAAUAAAGCGUUGUAUUAUAUCAAAUAAAAAAUUGUACCUUUUUUUGAUUUUUUU
Messenger RNA from Halteromyces radiatus, 390 nucleotides. RefSeq lists its product as uncharacterized. The record is from RefSeq and is a predicted model, not a curated record. Lineage: Eukaryota; Fungi; Mucoromycota; Mucoromycetes; Mucorales; Cunninghamellaceae. The transcript has 2 exons. Bases 42 to 314 code for a protein of 90 amino acids.